GGUGAUCACUUCACAGCCAUCUUCACGUAGCUUAGAUAGGUUAUUUGACAUAUGUCAAAUUCUUGAUUAUCAAACCAUUAAAAAGUAAUUCAAUUUUCUAAGUUCAAUACUAAAACAAUUAUACGAUAACUCGUAUCUGGUCAAUUAAUGAACAAUUGAAAAUGUUGCUUUAACGAUGCGUUUGAAGGGGAAAAACAACAACAAGUCUUUCAACAGCGUCUACAGGGUGCUUUCGCGUAUAUGUCGAGCUGUUGAUAAAGGCCAACUCGAUGGUUUCAUGGCUGAUGGUGCAGUGCCUCCACUAAAAAGUGGCCACAAUUCUAAAACUAUGGGAUACGUGGCUCAACCAGUUAAACAGGCUGGAGUUCAGUCAGUUAAACAGGCUGGAGUUCAGCCAGUUAAACAGGCGACGGAUGUUUCCAGUACUGUGUAUGCAGUCGGACAGUAUGCGCCGAAAGUAUUGAAAAAUUUGAAUGCUCAAAGAUUGAAGAAUCAGUUUAGCGAUGUCGGCUUAGUCGCUGGUGGAAUUGUUAUCAGAGCUCAUAGAUCGGUUCUGGCUGCUGGUAGUGCUUAUUUCAACGCAAUGUUCACUGGAGGUCUAGUUGAAGAACAACAAGAGUUAGUAGAGAUACAUUCAAUCUCUGCUAAAAUCCUGUCCCUGCUUAUAGAUUUUAUAUACACUGGAAAUGUAGAAAUUACUCAGGACAAUGUUCAAGAAUUGUUUGCUGCUGCAGAUAUGCUGGAAUUAGAUGAGGUUGUUUCAGGCUGUAUUACCUAUUUACAACAACAACUUCAUUCUAGCAAUGCACUUGGAAUUUAUAGGUUUGCUGAAGCACACAAUACGCCUAAUCUGCUGAUGACUGCCUUACGUUUUAUUGAAAUUAACUUUCCUCAAGUAUCCCAAGAAGAGGAAUUCCUAGACCUUCCUAAGGAACAAAUUGUGAAACUCAUUUCCAGUGAAUACAUUCAUGUUGAUACUGAAUUCCAGGUAUUUCAAGCAGCUCAUAACUGGAUUGUUCAUGAUAUACCAGCGAGGCGUUGUUAUGUAUUUGAGGUGCUGCGUUAUGUAAGGCUGCGUCUUUGUUCAGUCGCACGUUUGGAAAGAGUUAUCUUGGACAGUAAAGAUGCGAGCCUGAGUGUAGCCUUGCGAUCGAUUUUAAAAGACUUAAUAACCAACAAAGGUUGCCUGGUGCCGCUUCAUGAGCAACCUAGACUUUGCGCUAAGAAAAAUAUUUUAGUUAUUGGUGGUUCGAAGCGAGAACCUUCUGCCGACAGUUGGGGAAGAGCUGCAGAAAGUACUUAUGACACAAUUGAAAAAUAUGACACAUUUACUGGAGAAUGGAGUAAAGUCGCGCCGAUCGGUAUCGGAAGAAUAUUACCUGGUGUAGCAUUACUGGAUGGGAAAGUGUACGUGGUCGGUGGUGAACUGGAAUCAUGUAUAAUCGGAGAUGGAGAGUGCUACAAUCCUCGGGAUGACGUUUGGACAACCAUUGCUUGCAUGAUAGAACCACGCUGUGCGUUAGGUCUCUGUGCAAUAGAAAACAGCCUGUACGCUUUCGGCGGCUGGGUGGGCGAAGACAUUGGUGGUUCUAUCGAGGUGUAUGAUCCAAUUGCCGAUUCAUGGACUUUGGAUGGAGAACUGCCUGAACCUCGAUUCAGCAUGGGCGUUGUCGCAUACGAAGGUUUGAUAUAUAUCGUUGGCGGAUGUACCCACAAUAGCAGACAUCGUCAAGAUGUUAUGAGUUACAACCCAGUCACCAGGGAAUGGAGUUAUCUUGCUCCCAUGUUGACUCCUCGGAUGCAAAUGGGCAUAGCUAUACUCGAUGGCUAUAUUUACGUUGUCGGUGGCAUAAACAAAAAUCAGGAGGUCCUGACAUCAGUUGAGAGAUAUUCAUUUGAUAAGAAUAAAUGGAGUACAGUUGCUCCGAUGAAUGUGGGGCGAUCGUACCCCGCCGUAGCUGCAGCUGACGGUCGACUAUAUGUGAUAGGUGGUGAUCAGUCACGGGAAAUAAACUUUUAUCGGACACAAAUAACAAUCUCAACAGUCGAAUGCUACGAUCCGCAUUCGAACGCAUGGCAUGAAUGCGCUUCUCUACCAACAAGCAGAGGCGAAGCUGCAGCAAUUAUUGCACCCUUCUGAUUAUAAUUUAAUACCAGUUAGAUUUAGAUUUUCGAUUUCAAACUCUCAGGAUUUAAUGCAAACUUGUUGAGUGGGUUUCUUUGGUUUAUCUUUGCUUUCCAAAGCGGUAACAGAGUCUGUGUUUCAUGGGUAAGAUAAAAUUUUCCGUUGUGUGCUGUCCUAAAAUAAGAAACAGUGAGACAAACAAUUGUUUUCCAAGUGGAUAUUGUGCGUAAAUAUUUCAUUAGGCAUAAGGUUAACGUUCUCAUUCACACGAUUCGGAAUUUCUGGAUUACGUAUUUUAUCACGGUCACGUCAGCUUGUGAUAUAUUUUUACUACAUAUAAUCUCAAUUCAAGCUCAUGAACUUUGCAAACAUCACUAAACACGGGCAUAACAUUGUACAGCAAUGGCUUAUGCUUCCUGGUUUCUAAUGCAAAUUUGUCCAAGAAUUAUCUCUUUAUCGUCUUCGAUUUUUAUCUCCUAAAACAACAACAAAUUGGCUAUCAUAACCGCUAUACGUAUGUUUUUCUUACUGAUAAUGAGAUACACAGUCUUUUCAUUGCGGUUGAAUAGACAUAUAUAUUCUACUUAGUCAACUUCAAGUUAAGCUUUGGUAGGCAUGCCAAAUGAUAUUACGUGAAUCGUGUGCUUGUUACUUAUCGCUAGUAGCCUUUAAAUGAGGCUUCACAGUAAACAUGCGUAAUUUGUAAUCUGUUACGUGUGCAAAAGAGAGAGAAAUUGUAUCUGAGAGAGAGAGAGACAGAGAAAAGCAUUCAUAUAAGAUGUUCUGGAGCAGCGUGCUCCCUAAGGACAACACAAGUGUAUUAACGAUGUGGAGCUUUCAACGAAAAGAGAGGAAGAGGGAGAGGGAAGGGGGGGGGCGUCAUAUUUUAAUUUCUUCAAUGCAGUCUGAAGAAUGACAAGUUAAUACAAAGAUAUCAACUUAUAUGAAAUACAUACUAGCCAAACAGCAAAAAAAUAAAAGUACUAAAACUUGCAUACUUUUAAUUUCAUCAGGAAGAGAGAAAGAAAAAACUAAUAAUGAGAGAGAUUGAGAAUGUAACUACUUCGUAAUACAUAUGUACGUAUAAUCUGUAAAAAAAAUUAUAAUUAAGAUUUAUAUUAAGGGUGCACUUAAUGGUGUACAAAAUAAUAGAGACAAUAGAAUAUAUGACAGGAAAAAAAAAAUUUUCUUUUAAAAUCAGAUAUUCAUAAAAAUUUUUAUACACAAAGUAUAUAGUAUUUUAAACCGGUUUUAGCUACUUACGUUCACACAGCAUGUAUACUUAUGAUCUGCAAUAAUCUCAGUAACGGAGUAUUGCCAUCUCAAUAUUAUGUGCAAUUUUAUAAUAAUUUUGUUUUCAUUACUAUUCAUUACCGGUUAAUUUGCGCCGUAUAGAGAAUACCCAAUACAUAUUACUUUGCCCUAUCUACUGCAAUAAUCAGCUUUAUAAUUGGCUGUUGCUUGACUCAAACUCACUUACUAGUAGUACAUUGUCUUCUGAAAUUCACAAACUACAAGUUCAUCAAGUCACAUUACUACUGAUUUUUUAUUUUUCAUUCACCGUCUGGUGUAGUCAGAAACAGAAGUACCCUCGAUAAGUUUCAUUCAUGAAUUAUCUUGACUUUGAAAAGUGCAUGUUAAGUGAAUCUCGGAAAACCAUCUUUUACACAAUCGUAAACGUCUUGAGCAGUCCGUCGUCUGUUAAAUGUUCAAUAUGAUCAUUAAUCAUCAUAUUCAUAAAAUAAAUUGCAUCGUCAAAUUGCCAACAAUCUGUGAUAGUAAAGUAUUAUCAAAUAACGUUAUAUUUUAAUAAUUUUAGUUUAAUUUUUGAAGUAAAAUAUAUAGCCAUCUAUAUUCUGAGGUAUUUUUGUCCGAAAAUUGAAUUGGAAUGCUUAGCCAAGUGUACAGUAAUGUCAACUAUGAUUGAUUGCAUUAUUGCAGUAGUAUAAAACUCGACACUUUGAAGACCCGAUCGAGUUUUAAUAAAACAAUUUGUAAAGAAUAUUUCUGUGGCGAUUUUUAAUCAACUAUCUGUAGAUUCACUGCAAUUCUUGAUCCGCUAUAACGGCCUUCAUACGUAAAUAUCGAUCAAUUAUGUUUAAUUCUUAAGUAAUCAUGUCCCAAAUAAAAGCUUAAAUUGCCGGCUUUGAAAGAUACGAUAGAAAAUGUAUAAUAAUUUGGUAUUGAUAAAUUACUAAUAAUAUAUUGUAAAUUGAUCACUGCAACCGAAGGAAUUGCGUGACUAGAAUAUAUACGUGUAUACGUAAUGAACAAUUACACUAAAGCACCAAAGAAGUAAGUGUAACCACCACCUGAUGCACUGACUGCACUCAUGUCGUGGAGGCCCUAAAACCUUGUUAUAAAACAAGCGAAUAUUCAAUUCGUGAAAAAAAAUAAUUUUUUUUUUGGCACGAGUUAUCUAUACCGUCUUGCAAGUAUAUUAUAUGUCAUGUUUUGAAUCAUUUUUAUACAGAAUAUUCAGCUCCGAGAAAACUACGCGUGCAAAAUAAUAUGCUUUAUAAGAGGAUUAAACUAACAUGCGAUCAAGAAUGCGAGUUGAGAAAUAAUAAUCGAAUACUCGUACGUAACAUAAUAAUACUUACAAAUUGUAACAUAUAUAUAUUGUAAGUUAUAAAACAUGGACGUUUUACACAGUAUACACUAUUGAACACUGUCUUAAGAAUGUAAAAUAAAUGUUUCUGAAAAUAUAUGUAAAA
Messenger RNA from Neodiprion virginianus, 4842 nucleotides. Its product is annotated as actin-binding protein IPP. Bases 176 to 2140 code for a protein of 654 amino acids. NCBI's taxonomy places the organism in Eukaryota, Metazoa, Arthropoda, Insecta, Hymenoptera, Diprionidae. The transcript has 7 exons. Gene Ontology annotation, molecular function: protein binding. The record is from RefSeq and is a predicted model, not a curated record.